Lycium ferocissimum is the source of this 2498-nucleotide messenger RNA. Its product is annotated as ankyrin repeat-containing protein NPR4-like. Gene Ontology annotation, molecular function: protein binding. The record is from RefSeq and is a predicted model, not a curated record. The coding region runs from base 147 to 2066 and encodes 639 amino acids. The transcript is spliced from 6 exons. Lineage: Eukaryota; Viridiplantae; Streptophyta; Magnoliopsida; Solanales; Solanaceae.
CAUGAUCAGCCAUUGCUUGAGGCAAAGAAAUCCAAAGUUUAACUUUCUCUUUAAUUUAUCUCUCACAUUUGGAGUUAGGAUCUAAGAGCAUCAUCAACCAGAUAGUCCAAUAACCGAGAAGCAUCAAUCAUCCUGAUAUAGUUAUAAUGCGGAGGAAUUCUACACUUUCGGCAACUUACUCAGCUAAGACGGACUUUGAUGAUGACCAAAUGGAUGACUUUCAAGAUGAAGAAGCUCAGGAUGCUCCCACUCAAGAACAAGGACAAAAACAAGCUGCUGAUCAAGAAAUUGAACAACGGUCUCAACUUGAUGAAAGGGACAUUGAAAGUCAAACUCCUAAUCUUAGCGGCAUUCGAUCAGAGGUUGCAACAGAACAUCGGACUCUAUAUCUAGCUGCUUUAAGAGACGAUUGGAAAGCAGCUGAACCUAUUGUAAGAAACAAGCCUAGUUUAGCGCGGGUUGCGAUAACGAGACGGGAUGAAAGAGUUCUACACGUUGCAGUUGCAGCAAAGAGCACCAAAUUUGUAGAGGGGCUAGUGGAUCUGAUGGAUAAAGAAGACUUAAAACUGAAAAAUACUGGGGGAAGCACCGCGUUCUGUUUUGCAGCUGCGUCAGGGGUUGUUGAAAUUGCUAGAGCAAUGGCCGAAAAGAAUGAGGAACUAGCUAACAUCCGCGGUGAAGGUCGCAUGGCACCAAUCACUAUGGCAGCUUUGUUCGGGAAUAAGGCUAUGGUAUCAUAUCUCCACAAUGUCACAAAUCUGAAAGCGCUAGAAAAAUCUGAACGCUUUGAUCUUCUUGAAGGCACUAUCCAGAAUGACAUGUAUGAUGUGGCAUUAGCUCUAUUCAAGGAGGACAAAACUUUAGCCACUUACAGACCAGCAGAAAAUCAUUCUAUCUUAAAUAUGUUAGCUAAAAAGUCUGUAAAAAUCAGCAGCCGAAAUCUAGAAGGGAAAUCAGAAAGAUUCAUUCAUAGACGAGCUUGUUCGCUGGUGUGGGGAAUGUUUACAUGGUUGAAAAUAGUUCGAGAACUGCGAGAGAAAACUUUACUGAAGAUGAAAGCUAGUGAGCUACUUGAGGAGCUGUGGAAAGAGUGUAGUGAAAAUUUGGCAGAGGAUGAGCUAAAGAGGCUAGUCUCUGAGACAAACAUACUCCAUUCUGCCGCAAAAGAAGGAAAUGUGGAAUUUUUAGCUCUGCUAAUUCGCGACUAUCCUGAUCUCGUAUGGGAUGUCAACCAAAAAGGACAGACCAUCUUCCAUGUUGCUGUUUUACAUCGUCAAGAAAAAGUCUUCAGUCUUGUACACCAAAUUGGAGCGAUUAAAGACUUAAUUACACUUAUCAUAGAUGAUGAAGACAAUUACAUUCUACAUUUGGCUGGAAAAUUGGGGGAGCCAGUCCUUCGCGUUAAUAAAAAGACACCUGGCCCUGGGCAACAACAGCUUGGAGAGAUGGAAGAGAAGAUUAUGCCGACAUCAUUUCUCAAUGUGUCUGGAGCAGCUCUUCGACUGCAAAAAGAGCUAUUGUGGUUCAAGGAGGUGGAGACAAUUGUGCCACCUCUAAUCCUCCGGAAGGAAAACAAGGGUGGGAAAACUCCGAGGCAAUUAUUCACAGAGGAGCACCAGCUCUUACUGAAAGAAGGUGAAAAGUGGAUGAGAGAUACAGCAAAUUAUUGUAUGAUUGUUGCAACCUUGAUUGCUACGGUGAUGUUUGCUGCUGCCUUUACUGUACCAGGCGGUAAUAACGACGUUGAAGGUACUCCAAUAAUGAUACAAUUGAAGGGAUUUACGGUUUUUGUGGUAUCAGAUGCAGUGGCAAUGUUCAGCUCAAUUGUUUCCAUCAUUAUGUUCUUGUCCAUUCUGACGUCUCGCUACACUGAGGAUGACUUCCUUGUGUCAUUGCCUAAUAAAUUACUGUUUGGUCUCACGACACUCUUUGCCUCGAUAGUUGGCAUGGAAUUGGCUUUUUCAGCAACUUUCGUCUUGGUCUAUAGUAAUCAUAUGGCUUGGGAGCCGAUGCUCAUUGCUGCGUCUGGUGCUGUUCCUGUAGCUUUAUUUGGGUGUACAUUAUAAGUUAUGGUGGGACACGGUAAAAUCAACAUACUUGUCCAAAUAUCUCUUUAAACCGCGAAAGAACGGGUUGAGGUUGUAUUAAGUAACAAAGAUCUGAACCGAAGAUUGGGCUGCGAAAGACAUGCUCUAAUGACAAACAAAUCCUUCACCAAUGGGGAAGCAGGCUAAGGCUGUAUGCUUGAUUAGUUAUUACUACUAAAUACACAAGCAGCAGCAUUGAAGGUGAUGCUUAUUUCACAAUAAGUUACUUAAUUGCGCAAUAACAUGUUAGGGAGGAACUUUCCUGCGAGUUUUAUUACCAUUUGUUCUUUUCUUUGUUUCAUUAUCAUAUUGUAUUUGUUGUUGUAUGUUAGGAACUCUCUUAUCGGUAUUUAAGGAAUAUUUAUAGUCAUUAUGACAAGCCUACUUUGGCCACUCCCUUCAAUCACUAAA